Messenger RNA from Penicillium egyptiacum, 1380 nucleotides. NCBI's taxonomy places the organism in Eukaryota, Fungi, Ascomycota, Eurotiomycetes, Eurotiales, Aspergillaceae. The record is from the annotation of a GenBank genome assembly.
AUGCCUUCUGCAAUCGGGAAGAAAGCCCUUCUUCUGGGUGCAGGCUUUGUCUGUGAGCCCGCCGUCCAAGCGCUCUCCGAAGCAGGCGUCAAGGUCACCGUAGCCUGCCGCACUCUAAGUGUCGCCCAGGCCCUCACCGCAAACUACAAGUCUACCACAGCUAUCGCUCUCGAUGUAGUCAACGAGCCGGAGAACCUCUGCGCGGCCAUCUCCCAAACAGAUAUCGUUAUCUCCCUCAUCCCCUACGUUCACCACGCCCUCGUUGUCUCAGCCGCCAUCAGAUACAGCAAACCAGUCGUGACAACGAGCUACAUCUCGCCCGCCCUCUGGGCACUCGACGACCAAGCCAAGGUUGCAGGUAUAACAGUCCUCAACGAGAUCGGUCUCGACCCUGGCAUCGACCACCUUUACGCCGUAAAGACGAUUGACGAGGUCCACAAAGCAGGCGGACAAGUGAAAGCCUUCACGAGCUACUGUGGUGCUCUCCCUGCACCAGAGAACUCCGACAACCCGCUGGGUUACAAGUUCUCUUGGAGUCCUCGAGGAGGUCUCCUUGCCCUUCUGAACUCCGCACAAUGGUACCGCGAUAACGACAUCGCAACCGUGGACGGAAAGAAUCUGAUGGCUGCUGCCUCACCACAGCGCAUUUCCCCGGGGUUCAACCUGGUUGGAUACCCCAACCGAGACUCAGUCGGUUUCCGCGAUUUUUAUAACAUCCCCGAAGCACACACCGUCUUUCGGGGCACCCUACGAUAUGCCGGGUUCCCUGAGAUAAUUCGCGCGUUGGUGGCCAUUGGGUACUUCUCGCAGGAGCGAAUGGCUGUGCUGGAGAGGUUGGGUACAACUUGGGUGCAAUUGACUAUUUCCCUACUUGGACUUUCGGAGUCCUCGUCACCGAAGGAGGUUGAAAAUGCAGUUAGGCAGAAAAUUGAGGCGUUCAUCACAGACAAAGACGAUGUCGAUCGUGUAUUGUCAGGUCUACGGUGGAUUGGUCUCUUUGAUCCCACGCCUGUUGGUGGAUAUGGUACACCUCUUGACACGCUCUGUGCCGUGCUGGAGACCCGAAUGGCCUACCAGCCUGGAGAACGAGAUAUGAUCGUGUUGCAGCACAUCUUUGACAUCAAACAUGCGGAUGGUUCGGUGGAAAAGAGAUCGAGUACUCUAGUUGAAUAUGGGGAGCCUCUUGGUCCGGGGUGUCGUAGUGCGAUGGCGAAACUUGUAGGACUUCCCUGUGCUGUAGGGGUUCUGGCUGUGUUGGAGGGACGCAUUCCGGCGACGGGUAUGGUGGCGCCUUGGUCGAGUGCAGAAAUUGCCAGGCUGUUGCGGGACGAACUAAAAGAUAAAUUUGGCAUUGAGCUGAAGGAGCGGGUUAUCAUAUGA